AUGCGUCGAAAUGGCAUUCUACGCUAUUUCAGAUGCAGCCACCUGGUACUUUCUAAUUCGGCUUCUCCAGCCAUGGGCUUGCUUAAAAGUCCUUUAAGUCAUACCACCCAGCUGAAUCCUUCAAGCGAUCACUAUGCGACCUGGGGGAGGGCCAUUUUAGCGGAAAACAACAAACGCAUCGGCCCGGAGCACAUGUUUCGCACCGCCAUCCGGGCGCAGCAGCAGCUGCAGGGGCUUUCGGAUAAAUGGACGCCCGACGCGAAGGUCUACUGCUGCGGCUCCCUCGUCACCUAUGGGCAGAUGGAGUGGGGGAGCGAUCUCGAUCUCGCCUGCAUGUUCGACGACCCCUACCCCAUCCACGAGAUCCAGGCGAAGCGCACGGAUAAGCUGUGGACGGUGAUUAAGCGCUACAUGCCGCAUUACCUCCGCCCGCAUAUGCUUGGCCUCACCGAGGCCCGCACCCCCGUCGUCAAACUGCGCUUCGCGAACGACGAGAAGGUGGGUCGUGCGCGCUACAACCCUCUGAGCGUCGAGGAGGAUCGUAAGGCGCGCACGGCGUUGUUGGAUAUCCGCAAUAAAUGCCUGGACGACAGCGAUGUCGAGUACAUCGCGGAUAAACUCGGGCGGGAGAACGUGGAGGGGGUGUGGGUGGAGCGGACGACGUACGGCUGCCGCGCCGCGAUUCAGUGCGCGACGAAGGAGCAGAUGAUUGAGGCAAUCGGGUUCUUCCCGGACGGUCGAAUCAUGACACGAGGGAUGCGGGAGGACUACACGCGCGACGUCCUCGACCCCCGGUUUGUUCCCGAGAUGUUCAUGUACAAGUGGGAUAUCUCCUUUGUGAGCUACGGAGUGAAGAACAGCUACCUUAUUCGGCAUUACCUUCACUCCGGCCCCGACCCCACCCGUCACGCCGCGAUGGCGGCAAAAGCGUGGGGAAAGGCGACGGGGAUCGGUGUUGGAUCGGCCGCGAUGCUUACCUCCUACGCGGUAACCCUUAUGUUUAUUUAUUACAUGCUUGUUACGCGGCAGAUACGGUGGGUGGAUCCGUGGGCGAUCCCGCACCCUGCCCACCUCCCGCGAUACCCGGAUUAUUCCCCGCUGGAGAGCUGUGAUCCGGUGCAACUUGGGCGGCUAUUGCAUGGGUUCUUUAUCUUCUACGCGUACCACUUUGACUACACGAACGAGGUGGUGAGUCUGAAUCGGAACCGACGGAGUCAACGGUCUGAUAUGAACUGGAUCUUUCCGCAGCACAAGAAGGGCAGCUUUAACUAUUUCAUGGGGAUCGAGGAUCCAUACGAGGAUGUCGGGGAGGGGGGUCUCAAUUUGGCAAGGCAUCUGCAUCAGGCAAAGUUUCAGUUGGUUCGGCAAGAGUUUCAGCAGGCCGCGCAUAGCAUGGGGAAGUUUUUACCUACCAAUACGCCUGAUAAGACUAUUGUUGGCAUCCCGCGAUCCGAACUGCGAAGGCAACGCAAUUUCGAUUGA
Molecule: messenger RNA, 1482 nt
Organism: Phytomonas sp. EM1
Lineage: Eukaryota; Euglenozoa; Kinetoplastea; Trypanosomatida; Trypanosomatidae
Source: the annotation of a GenBank genome assembly